This is a messenger RNA of Euleptes europaea (tarantolino), 586 nucleotides long. Its product is annotated as protocadherin-9-like. The coding region runs from base 63 to 422 and encodes 119 amino acids. NCBI's taxonomy places the organism in Eukaryota, Metazoa, Chordata, Lepidosauria, Squamata, Sphaerodactylidae. The record is from RefSeq and is a predicted model, not a curated record. The transcript has 2 exons.
GAGCGGAGCAGACUGUGAGUGGGGCCCUGCACUCAGAUCUCCGGCCUUUGCCCGACGUAGCCAUGACAGGGACCUGCACCCGGGAAUGCACAGAGUUUGGCCACUCUGACACCUGUUGGAUGCCGGGCCAGUCCUCUCCGAGCCGGAGGCCCAAGAACGCCCUCAAACUCUCCACGUUUGUGCCUUAUCAAGACCGAGGGAGUCAUGAGCAAGUUGGGAACGGCAGCCCCAGACUCUCGGAAGAGCGCAGCGCCAAAAUGGCUAACCUCCGCCUGCUCCCUACGUACAGUGCCUUCUCCAACAGUAGCCAUGAGCCCUGCAAGGACUCCCCCCUGGAGGAAAUCCCUCUCACCCAGACCUCAGACUUCCAAGCAGCCACCACGCCAUCCUCCCAGACCGCCAAGCGGGAGAUCUACCUGUGAGACUGGGGUGGGGUGGGGGCAAGAAAGGUGCCUGCAAAACACACCGCUGAGGCCAGUGUCUGGAAGGAGAGGAAGACGAAGGGACUUUUCAAACUGUGAUGCUUUAUCGUUUGUGUCGGCAGUUCUGAGCCUGCUGGGUGGGAACGCCUUGCCCGCUCUCCGGG